CUGCUUCUUCCCAUUUCUUUGUACUUUUUUCUUUUUUUUUUUUCCAGCAUGACGUCCAACACAGGUGAAUCUCAACUUUUUAUCAACUAUCAACAGGAGUUUCAAACACUUCAUCAAUCAAUACAAAAUAAACUUGAUCAACAAAUACCUAAUCAAACAGGAGAUGAACGGAAAAAUACAAUUAGUGCUGCUGAACGAGAACUAGAUGAAGCGGAUGAAAUUUUAGGACAACUAGAUAUGGAAUUAUUAAAUAUACCUACACCUUCACGUACUCGUCUUCAAGCUCAAUUACGACUUGGAAAAGCAGACCAUGAAAAAUUAAAGCGAGAUUUGAGACGGUUAACUGCUAGUAAGACCAAUUAUCAACGACAAGAAUUGCUCGGCGAUUUGGAAAGUCAACAUCAAGCAGAAGACUAUGAUGCAGCAUCUAUGGAUCAACGGCAACGCUUACUCAGUGGAACGGACCGUUUAGGUGAAUCAAGUCGACGGUUAGAACAAAGUCAUCGUAUGGCAUUGGAAACUGAAGGCAUUGGUGCCAGUAUAUUAUCUACUUUGAAAGGUCAAAGAGAAACUAUGACACGGGCAAGAGAUACACUUGCAGAGGCCGAUACUCAUAUUGAUAAAGCAACUCGGACCCUCAAGACAAUGGCUCGUCGGUAAAGAACGUUAAAAAUCAUCAAUCGCAAGUAAUGAAAUAGAUAUUCACUAACGCAUCUCGUCUAUUAUACUACAAUUCAAUUUAUAGUAUGGCCACAAACAAAGUGAUCACGGGUGCAAUCAUUCUUAUUCUCGUAGUAUUGAUUGUUUUUAUUAUUUAUUCGAAAUUAUUCUAAUCUUUUAUUCUAUCUGUAUUGUUUUUAUUCAAUAAUAAACUAUAAUCUGACGUUUCAUCAUUUACA
Halteromyces radiatus is the source of this 899-nucleotide messenger RNA. Its product is annotated as t-SNARE. NCBI's taxonomy places the organism in Eukaryota, Fungi, Mucoromycota, Mucoromycetes, Mucorales, Cunninghamellaceae. The coding region runs from base 49 to 660 and encodes 203 amino acids. Gene Ontology annotation, cellular component: SNARE complex; Golgi apparatus; ER to Golgi transport vesicle membrane. The transcript has 5 exons. The record is from RefSeq and is a predicted model, not a curated record. Gene Ontology annotation, biological process: intra-Golgi vesicle-mediated transport; Golgi to vacuole transport; retrograde transport, endosome to Golgi. Gene Ontology annotation, molecular function: SNAP receptor activity; SNARE binding.